Phialemonium atrogriseum is the source of this 819-nucleotide messenger RNA. RefSeq lists its product as uncharacterized. Gene Ontology annotation, cellular component: nucleolus. Bases 57 to 509 code for a protein of 150 amino acids. NCBI's taxonomy places the organism in Eukaryota, Fungi, Ascomycota, Sordariomycetes, Cephalothecales, Cephalothecaceae. The transcript has 2 exons. The record is from RefSeq and is a predicted model, not a curated record.
GUAACCGCCGCGAUUCUGCAGAUGAAACCUUGCCGCUUUCAUUUCGACAACACAAAAUGGCAUCUGGCGAGUACUCGACCUACGGCGGCGGCGCGCUAAGGCUCAAGGGUACGAAGGUGAAGAAGCACGGCAAGAAGAAGAAGGAUAAGGAGUCUAGCCUCGAGAAGGCGCUCUCGACCGGCGAGUCGCCGUCCCGACCGGAUGACGACAGACUCGAAGAGGCACGACAGGACAAGGCGGACGGAGACAGCAAGGAAACCAGGAGCCGGGGCAGGGGCUACGGCGGAGAGAAGAGCGAGGGUGAGGGCGGCGAUGCGCCGGUGACUUACAAGACUGAAUCCGAACGGCGCUUCGCCGAGGCCAGGAGGAAGAAGCUCUUGGAAAUGCCUGAGUCGGCAUCAGGGCGGCCUGAACUACUGAAAACCCACAAGCAGCGUGUCGAGGAGCUGAACACCUAUCUGUCCAAGUUGAGCGAGCAUCACGACAUGCCCAAGAUCGGCCCUGGCUAGAACCAACUUACUGAACGUGUGGAUCACACACACACAAUGAUCUACAUACAGGAGUUUGGCGUCUUUGUGAAUAUACCCUCAUAGGAUGUUUUUCGAGCCAAUGUUCCGUGGAAACGGCGGGGGAGAGCAUGGGUAAUGAAGCAAGAUCCUUGCAAGGAUAAAGCUUUGUGAGAAAAACAUUGCCCGAAAUUGGAAAUUCGUCUCUUGAGACAAAACAAAAACCAAAACCAAAACAAUUUGGGAAUGCCUAUUUGCGUGAAUAUAUUCUAUUUGUGUGCUGAAUUCAUCACAGCUGUCAUGGAGCCCCCUG